Xenopus laevis (African clawed frog) is the source of this 2351-nucleotide messenger RNA. It is a transcript of the gene jam3.L, whose product is annotated as junctional adhesion molecule C. Bases 134 to 1039 code for a protein of 301 amino acids. The record is from RefSeq and is a predicted model, not a curated record. Gene Ontology annotation, cellular component: protein complex involved in cell adhesion; cell-cell contact zone; bicellular tight junction. Lineage: Eukaryota; Metazoa; Chordata; Amphibia; Anura; Pipidae. Gene Ontology annotation, biological process: cell migration; cell adhesion; cell-cell adhesion. Gene Ontology annotation, molecular function: integrin binding; protein heterodimerization activity; cell-cell adhesion mediator activity. The transcript has 9 exons.
CUAUCAAAAGGACCAAUCACAUCGAGGGGUGUGGUUUCCAUCCACAGUCGGCUUAUGAACCAUAUAGGAAACCGCUAUCCGGAGAAACGUUGCUGCCUCUUUUUCCCAUCCGCUAGAUAGCUCAUCGGCCAAGAUGGCGGAACGGAGUGUACAAUUGCUUUUAUUACUCAUCCAGGGUUGCAGUAUUCUGGCCGUAGAACUGAGCACCCAUAACCAAAAUCCUGUGGUGCAGGAACAUCAGAGUGUUGAGCUGUCCUGUAUUAUUACCAGCACGAAAACAAAAGAUCCCAGAAUUGAAUGGAAGAAAAUUAAGAAUGAUGAUGCAGAUUAUGUAUACUUUGAGAAACGCAUCCAAGGUGGCCUAGAAGGUCGAGCUAACAUACAGUCAAAAAGCUCUCUCUUCAUUAAAAAUACCAGCCGAACAGACAACGGGAAGUACAGAUGUGAAGUGGCUGCUCUUGAAGAUGACAAAAAGAUAGCAGAGAUUUAUAUCAGCUUGACUGUACAAGUGAAACCAGUGAUUCCACAAUGUAGAGUGCCAAAAGCAGUUCCAGUGGGCAAAUCUGCCGUCCUUCACUGCCAAGAGAAUGAGGGUUACCCAAGUGCUGUGUAUCGCUGGUACCGCAACAGUGAAGCUCUACCUGAUGACUCAAAAUCCACUUUAAAGUUUCAGAACUCGUCCUUUACAUUUAACCCUAAAACAGGUACUCUGACAUUUACUGCAGUGAACAAAGGUGACAUGGGACGUUAUUACUGCAUUGCAAGUAAUGAUGCUGGGUCGGCCAAGUGUGAGGAGCAAGAACUGGAAGUCUAUGACUUGAAUAUUGGAGGCAUCAUAGGAGGUAUUCUUGUAGUACUUGUUGUACUGGCACUGAUCACAGGAGGUGUUUGCUGUGCAUACCGUAAAGGUUACUGUACAAGCAGCAGCAGCAGAUCCAGUGGGCAGAGUUACAAGACCCCAGCAAAACCAGAAGGUGUCAAUUACAUGAGGACAAAUGAUGAGGGCGAUUUCAGACACAAAUCUUCUUUUGUCAUAUGAAAUGCUGUGACAUAAGAGAGGAACUUGGAGCAUUUGCCCCCACCUUACCAAUUGCACUCCAAAGGUUGAAGGACAGGACAAAAGGAUAUGAACUCAAGAUAUUGCCAAAGUAUAUAACCAGUCCAUCCUCAGUACAGCUCUUCCCGUGUGGCUUACACAGACUUGGGAACAUUUGGCUCUGCUAAUGUUUCUGGAGAGAGAGAUUGUUGAACAAAUGAGCUAUUGCCUUGAUGGUUAAGUACUGGCUAUUUAAUCCUCCAUCAACAGUAUUAAUAAGUUCACUGCCAAUAUCGAAAUGCCGCUGAACCUUGAGAAAGCAAAUACCACUAUAGGAACUUAAGCGUUUUCUGCCUUGGUUACAUGGCACAGAGGCUUCUGGGAUUUCUUCAAAUAUUCAUUCCUUAAAACUGACACCAAAGCACAUAUGGCUCAGCUCUGCCACCACUUAACUUACCCCCAGUGUUUUACCUGAGGACUUGAACGUGUGUUUUACUGCAUUGAAAUUUUCCUUUCCAAUUAAUUUUUGUUUUCCAAAUAGUUUUUUUUUUGCGUGGAUCUGGUCUGGCAUUUAUCAUAUCUCUUGUUGCUAUUGCUUCAGUGGAUGACCAAAUUUUGGCUAUGCAGAAAAUGUCCAAACUGGAUUUAUUAUUCUGCACAAAGGAACAACCACAAACUUUGGGAACACAAUAUGAAUAGAAAAAGGACAGCAAAUACCCAGCAAGUUAAAGGCCAUGGAUUGAUUAUCCCAUCUAGGAAUCUCGAAUGUUUGGCUACUACACACUGAAGGCUUUGUACAUUGUGUACUUUAGUAACUAGUAGGACACAAAUGAAAUUUUGUCAUCGUAUAUUUAGAUUUUGCAAAAAGUUUUUUUUGUCCCUAACAGUUUUGGAAUAAGUGUAAAUAUAGAACAAACCAGUAGGUCCUCUAGGUUAUUGAAGAGCUACAUUUGUAUUGAAAAUUACAUUAUUUAAUUCCUCACAUAGGCUCUACUUGACACUGAUGUCAGCUACAUACAAUAUUAAAUUGUAUAAUAUGCUAUUAUCUUAUUCUAGAAGUUCCAAUAUGGAUGUUUCAAUAGGAAUGUCGUCCUCAAACAACCCCUCAGCCCUCAGAUGAAAGUGAAUGAGCGAAACUGCCUAUAGGCCUGUGCUGUUGGUGUAGUCUGCCGAUAAACUCAGCAGAGGUCACCAAAACAGCUGACUGGGUUUGUACAGAUUGUACUGUAUCAUAGGCUCAUUGCAUAGUCUUUGUUUGCAGAGCAACGGCAAGAAAAAGUUCACCCUUUUACAAUAAACUGCCAUUUUACAGCCA